CCCGUUAAAAGUACCGGGAAAAAGCGUAAAGGAGCGACUCCAGCCCGCGGUUUGCUAAACUCGGAGCUCUCUCUCUCUCUCCAAAGGCCCCUCUGCUUGGGAAAGGGGCUCCGCGGCGACGGGAGCGGACAGGCGCCACCGUGGAAAGCUGGCCCCCGUCAAGCCUGGGCGGACCCCUGCUGCCAAGAGCCUCCCGCCUUUCGCUCGUCACCGCCCAGUGCCCCCUCCGUCAGGUCCUCCAGCCAGAGGACAGGCAUGGCGAGGCCAGGACGCUCCUGCCUGCGCUGCUGUUGGGCUGUGCUCUCCCUUCUCCCCUUGCUGAGCCUGGCGCAGGAUGAGAGCUGGCGCCACUACCCCGAGUACUUCCAGCAGCCCGCUCCCGAGUACCACCGGCCUCAGGUGCCCUCCGACGUCGCCAAGAUCCAGCUGCGCCUGGCCGGGCAGAAGAGGAAGCACAGCGAGGGGCGGGUGGAGGUGUACUACAAGGGCGAGUGGGGCACCGUGUGCGACGACGACUUCUCCAUCCAUGCCGCCCACGUCGUCUGCCGGGAGCUGGGAUACGUGGAGGCCAAGUCCUGGACCCCCAGCUCCUCCUAUGGCAAAGGGGAAGGCCCCAUCUGGUUGGACAAUAUCUACUGCACCGGCAAGGAGGCAACCCUGGCAGCCUGCUCCUCCAAUGGCUGGGGUGUCACUGACUGCAAGCACACGGAAGACGUGGGUGUGGUGUGCAGUGACAAAAGGAUUCCUGGGUUCAAAUUCGACAAUUCGUUGAUCAACCACAUAGAGAACCUGAACAUCCAGGUGGAGGACAUCCGGAUCCGAGCCAUCCUCUCCGCCUACCGCAGGCGCACCCCCGUGAUGGAGGGCUACGUGGAGGUGAAGGACGGCAAGGUCUGGAAGCAGAUCUGUGACAAGCACUGGACUGCCAAGAAUUCCCACGUCGUCUGCGGCAUGUUUGGCUUCCCUGGGGAGAGGACGUAUAACACCAAAGUGUACAAAAUGUUUGCCGCCCGGAAGAAGCAACGCUACUGGCGGUUCUCCAUGGACUGCACGGGCACGGAAGCCCACAUCUCCAGCUGCAAGCUGGGCCCACAGGUGUCGCGGGACCCCGUGAAGAAUGUCACCUGCGAGAAUGGGCUGCCAGCUGUGGUGAGUUGUGUGCCUGGCCAGGUCUUCAGCCCUGAUGGACCCUCAAGAUUCCGGAAAGCCUACAAGCCAGAGCAACCCCUGGUGCGGUUAAGAGGUGGUGCCAACGUCGGAGAGGGUCGCGUGGAAGUGCUCAAGAACGGAGAAUGGGGUACCAUCUGCGACGACAAGUGGGACCUGUUGUCUGCCAGCGUGGUCUGCAGAGAGCUGGGCUUUGGGAGUGCCAAAGAGGCCAUCACGGGCUCCCAGCUGGGGCAAGGGAUAGGACCCAUCCAUCUCAAUGAAAUUGAGUGCUCCGGGAAUGAGAAGUCCAUCAUAGACUGUAAAUUCAAUGCUGAGUCUCAGGGCUGCAAUCAUGAGGAAGAUGCUGGUGUGAGAUGUAAUAUCCCUGCCAUGGGCUUCCAGAAGAAGCUGCGCCUGAACGGGGGCCGAAACCCCUACGAGGGCCGGGUGGAGGUGCUGGUGGAGAGGAAUGGGUCCCUCGUCUGGGGGAUGGUAUGUGGUGAGAACUGGGGCAUUGUGGAAGCCAUGGUGGUCUGCCGGCAGCUGGGCCUCGGGUUUGCCAGCAACGCCUUCCAGGAGACCUGGUAUUGGCAUGAAAACAUCAAUGCCAACAAAGUAGUCAUGAGCGGAGUGAAGUGCUCAGGAACGGAGCUGUCCCUGGAACACUGUCGCCACGACGGAGAGGAUGUGGCCUGCCCCCAGGGCAGAACGCAGUAUGGGGCCGGAGUCGCCUGCUCAGAAACCGCCCCUGACCUGGUCCUCAAUGCGGAGAUUGUCCAGCAGAGCACCUACCUGGAGGACCGGCCCAUGUUCAUGCUCCAGUGUGCCAUGGAGGAGAACUGCCUCUCGGCCUCAGCCGCCCAGACCAACCCCACCACAGGCUACCGGCGGCUGCUGCGUUUCUCCUCCCAGAUCCACAACAAUGGCCAGUCCGACUUCCGACCCAAGAACGGUCGCCAUGCAUGGAUCUGGCAUGACUGCCACAGGGGGUUCCGUCGGCCCCUGCCUGCAGACAUCCAGAAGAAUUAUGAGUGUGCCAACUUCGGCGAACAGGGUAUCACCAUGGGCUGCUGGGAUGUGUACCGCCAUGACAUUGACUGCCAGUGGGUGGACAUCACCGACGUGCCCCCCGGAGACUACCUAUUCCAGGUUGUCAUUAACCCCAACUACGAGGUUGCAGAGUCUGACUACACCAACAACAUCAUGAAGUGCAGGACCCGCUAUGAUGGCCACCGCAUCUGGAUGUACAACUGUCACAUAGGCGGUGCCUUCAGUGAAGAGACAGAAAAGAAGUUCGAACACUUCAGUGGACUCAUAAAUAACCAGCUCUCCACGCGGUAAGGCAGCCCAGUGGUCAAGCGGUCCUCUCCUGCCUUCGGGCCACAGCGCGUCCUCCCCAACAGCUGCAACCUGACUGACGGAUGACCACACUCCCCCCUUGUCCAGCCCAGCCCCCACCCCAUCUGGACACCCUGCAGCCACAUCCAAGCUCAGGAGGAAGGGGUGUUGCUGACAUUUGCAGGGGGCUUGCCUGGAGUCUGGGAAGGCCUCUGGGAGUGGGGCUUGUCCACAGGGCUAUGGGAGCAGUGCCACAAGCCAUCUUGUCCAGGACCCCAGGCGAACGGGUUCUCAUCAGCUUGUCCCAUUACAAACCACAGUCCCCCCACCCUUCUGUGUCUGAUACCAGCCUGCUCAGCUCACCACAGAUAACAUGGGGCCAUUUUCUUCUCAAGUUCCUUGUUGGCAAUGUCAGCUUAUCAACCCAAGGUGGUCAGACGGAAUCCCGUUUCUCCUCCUCUUACAUCAUUUCCCGCCAACUUGAAUGUCUAAACCUCUCUUCCAAUUAAACAGACUGCCUCUCCUCUCCUCUAUUCUAUUCACGUAUAUAAAUAAUGCUGCCACGUGUUUUCUGUUGAGGUGAGCUCAGAGUUGGUGCUUCUCCCCCUGCCCCCUGCAUCCUCUGUAUUUUUCAAGAUAUCAUUAUUAUAUUUUCACGGACUUUGAAACACGAAGUAAUUUAGUGGCAUUUACUAUUGGGCAUCGGGGCCUUUGAAAGUAUAGAUCAAAAGAAAAUCUCGCCCACCCGUGUGACUCAUGGUUCUAUUGUUCUGAUUCUGUGGGUAACUGAUUCAACGGUGCUACAACCAGGGUCCUGGGUGACAAGGACACCCACCGAAUGCCAUGUGUCAUCACGGACACUUACACAUACUUGAAACUUGGAAUAAAAG
This is a messenger RNA of Hipposideros armiger (great roundleaf bat), 3377 nucleotides long. It is a transcript of the gene LOXL2, whose product is annotated as lysyl oxidase like 2. The record is from RefSeq and is a predicted model, not a curated record. Gene Ontology annotation, cellular component: membrane. NCBI's taxonomy places the organism in Eukaryota, Metazoa, Chordata, Mammalia, Chiroptera, Hipposideridae. The transcript has 13 exons. Gene Ontology annotation, molecular function: copper ion binding; protein-lysine 6-oxidase activity. Gene Ontology annotation, biological process: collagen fibril organization; peptidyl-lysine oxidation. The coding region runs from base 256 to 2490 and encodes 744 amino acids.